UCGACCAAGGGAUGCCCAGAGUCAAGUGCAUGUGAUUAUCCUUAAGAAACGGCACUUAUAAAGGCCGCCGUCUCUUGCCCGACUAUUCCGACAGCUUUUGACCGAAAGGGCCAGAGCUGUAGCUCGUCGGACUCAUCUUCUGUCUCUCCCGUUCAGCCGCAGUCGGCGUGCCACUCCUUCCUUCUGCGUGUGUAGCCAAGAGGAACCUGAGCCAAGAUGCCGCCCAAGCAGGACAAGAUUUCCGACGACCCUAAGGUCUACAUCUACGGCGACUUGAAGCUGAUGAAUGAGCUUCGCGCCUCGCCGUACGACCCCAAGAAGAACGUCUGGGCUCCCGAUGAAAAGGACGUGUACAUCGCCGUGGAGAUCAAGGAGGAGAAGGGCGACAAGGUCACGGUCCAGCUGCCUAAGGGCUCGACCAAGGAGGUUGCCAAGGACAAGCUUGUCAUGAUGAAUCCUCCUAAGUUCAUCUGCUGCGAGGACAUGGCCAACAUGACCUACCUGAACGACGCCUCUGUGCUGGCGACCCUCAGGGACCGUUAUGCCAAUGGCAUGAUCUAUACCUACUCCGGAUUGUUCUGCGUCGUGAUCAACCCCUUCAGGCGCCUUCCUCUCUACACAGAGGAGGUUGUGGCCAUGUACCGUGGCAAGAGGCGUCAGGAGAUGCCGCCUCACUUGUUCUCUGUGGCUGACAACGCCUACCAGAACAUGCUGAUCGGCAUGAGAGCAGGCGUUGGUAACCAAUCUAUCCUGAUCACUGGCGAGUCUGGUGCUGGUAAGACUGAGAACACGAAGAAGGUUAUCGCCUACUUCGCCCUGGUCGCUGCCCUGGGCGGUCCCAAGAAGGAGGCGGCCGAGGGUGAGAAGAGGAUCACCCUUGAGGACCAGAUCGUGCAGACUAACCCCGUUCUGGAGUCCUUCGGCAACGCCAAGACCGUCAGGAACAACAACUCCUCCCGUUUUGGUAAGUUCAUCAGGAUCCACUUCAACCAGAAGGGCAAGUUGGCUGGUGCCGACAUCGAGUCUUAUCUGUUGGAGAAGGUGCGUGUGAUUGAGCAGCUGCCUGGUAUGGAGCGUGGCUACCAUAUCUUCUACCAGCUGCUGUCCAGCGGCCUUCCUGACAUCACAAAGAUGCUGAUGGUUACCGACAACGCCCACGACUAUCGCUUCUUGGAGAAGGGCGAGAAGACCAUUAAGAACGUGGACGACAAGGAGGAGAUGCAGUUGACGGACGAAGCCUUCGAUGUCCUGGGCUUCACCCAAGACGAGAAGGAGAACAUCUACAGGUGCACUGGCGGUCUGUGUCACUUCAGCAACAUGAAGUUCAAGGCCAAGCCGAGGGAGGAGCAGGCCGAGUGUGACGGCACCGAGGCCGCCGACAAGAUGUGCUACCUGUACGGCUGCAACAGCGGUGAGGUGCAGAAAGGCCUGCUCAAGCCCAGGGUAAAGGUCGGCAACGAGUGGGUGGCAAAGGGCCAGAACUGCAACCAGUGCAUCUACGCCGUCGGUGCCUUGGGCAAGGGUGUUUAUGACAGGCUUUUCAAGUUCCUGGUCAAGCGUUGUAACGACACCCUGGACACCAAGAUGAAGAGGGAGAACUUCAUUGGUGUACUGGACAUCGCUGGAUUUGAGAUUUUUGAGUUCAACAGCUUUGAUCAGCUCUGUAUCAACUACACCAACGAGAAGCUGCAGCAGUUCUUCAACCACCACAUGUUCGUGGAAGAGCAGGAGGAGUACAAAAGGGAGGGAAUCGAAUGGGAGACCAUUGACUUCGGCAUGGACUUGGCCAAGACUCUCGCCCUGAUCGAGAAGCCCCUGGGUAUCCUGGCCAUUCUGGAGGAGCAGACUAUGUUCCCGAAGGCCAAUGACAAGACCCUCAUCGAUAAGCUUCGCGACCAGCACUUGGGCAAGCAUCCUAGCUUUCUGAAGCCGAAAAAGCCCAAGCAGCCCAAGUACGAGGGUCACUUCGAUCUGGCUCACUACGCCGGUAACGUUACCUACAACAUCUGCGGCUGGCUGGAGAAGAACAAGGACCCCAUGAACGAGACUGUGGUCGCCUGUUUCAAGAGGUCCUCAAAUGAACUUCUGAAGGAGCUCUGGGCCGACUUUGCCACGGCAGAGGAUGCUGACGCGGGUCAAAAGAAGCAGGCCGGAGGCAAGGGAAAGAAAGGUGGUGCGUUCCAGAGUGCCUCGGCGACCCACAGGGAUCAGCUGGCAAGGCUCAUGGCCACUCUGCACACUACAUACCCCCACUUCGUGCGUUGUAUCAUCCCGAACGAGCUGAAGACUCCUGGGCUCUUGGACAACCCGUUGGUUAUGCACCAGCUGACUUGUAACGGUGUACUCGAGGGUAUCCGUAUCUGUCAGAAGGGCUUCCCCAACAAGAUGGUCUUCAAGGAGUUCAAGCAGCGUUACAAGCCCAUGGAUCCAGUAAUGGCUAGGCAGGUUGAAGAUGAUCGUGAAUGCUCUGUCAAGCUUCUGGACCAAUCGGGUCUAGCUAAAGAAUGCUACGGCGUGGGUAAGACGAAGAUUUUCUUCAAGGCCGGCCAAGUGGCGAAGCUUGAGGACAUCCGUGACGCCAAGCUGGCUGUCAUCGUGACGUCAGUCCAGACGCGCGUGAGGGGAAAGCUGCAGCGUCAGGUUUAUGAGAAGCUCAAAGUACAAAGGACUGCCUUGAGGAUGCUGCAGCGCAACGUCCGUAACUGGAUCAGCCUGCGCACCUGGGAGUGGUGGAAGCUGUUCUGCACCAUCAAGCCUCUGCUGUCUCAGUCCCAGGGAGAAGAAGAGCUCCGUGUGAAGGAGGAGGAGCUGACCGAAGUGAAGGAGGGCGUUGAGAAGGAGGAGAAAAUGAUGACCCAGAUCGAGACAAAGCUAGCCGCAGUCGAGAAGGAAAAGAACGAACUCGCCGCUAGACUGUCUACUGAACAAUCAGAAACUAGUGACAUUGCAGAGAAAGCAGAGGGCCUGAUCAAGAACAAGGCUGAUCUUGAGCAGAAGAUUGUGGACUACAAGGAACUUCUGCAAGACGAGGAAACUAAGAACUCCGAGCUCAGUGCAGCCAAACGCAAGGUCGAGGGAGAAGUGGACAAUCUGAAGAAGGACCUGGAGGAGCUGGAGAAAACUCUGCAGAAGGUGGAGAAGGAGACACGCGGUGUGGAGAGCAAGGUUCGCUCCACCGGAGAUGAGCUGAAGAGCCAAGAGGAUCAGAUCGCUAAGCUGACCAAGGAAAAGGCUAAGCUGGAGGGGCUCAAUGCUACCACCUUAGAGGACCUGCAGAAGGAGGAGGACAAGGUCAACAACCUCAGUAAGCUCAAGGCCAAGCUCGAGCAGCAACUGGAUGACCUCGAAGAGAACCUGGAACGCGAGAAGAAGGCGCGUGCCGAAGCCGAGAGGCUGAAGAGGAAGCUGGAAGGUGACCUGAAGGCCGCAAAUGAGACUUUGGGAGGUCUGGAGAAUGAGAAGACCGACCUUGAGGAACGCAUCAAGAAGAAGGAGUUCGAAAUCAGGGGCCUUGAGACCAACCUGGAAGACCAACAAGGUGCCGUAGGUGGUUUGCAGAAAAAAAUCAAGGAAGUGCAGGGCCGCAUCGAGGAGCUUGAGCAGGAGCUCGAGGCCGAAAGAAACGCCCGUUCCAAAGUCGACAAGCAGAGGGCUGACCUGGCUCGUGAGCUCGAGGAUCUGGGAGACCGUCUGGAAGAGGCUGGUGGCGCCACCGCCGCGCAGGCAGAAAUCAACAAGAAACGUGAAAUUGAGCUGCAGAAAUAUCGCCGCGAGCUAGAAGAGGCCAACAUGCAGCAUGAGGCCACCGUCGGAGCUCUCAGAAAGAAACUGGCAGAUGCCACCUCUGACCUUACCGAGCAGGUGGAGAACCUUCAACGUAUCAAGGGUAAACUGGAGAAAGAGAAGACUACACUCAAGAUGGAGGUCGAUGACCUGGCUGGAAACGUCGAGGCGAUCACAAAGGGUAAGCUGAACGUGGAGAAGGCAAACCGCUCACUCGAGGAGCAGAUCGGCGAUGCUAACAUCAAGAUCGAGGAGUCCAGCAGAACGAUCCAGGAACUCACUUCCCUGCGGCAUCGUCUGGAGACCGAAAACGCUGAAAUAGCCCGCCAGCUCGACGAGUCCGACAGCCAGGUCAGCCAGUUGGGACGUACAAAGAGUAUUCUUUCCCAGCAGCUUGAGGAGCUGAAGCGCCAGCUUGAUGAGGAGACCAAGAACAAGAACCACCUUACUCACCAGCUACGUUCUGCCCAACAUGAUUGUGACAGCCUCAAAGUUCAACUGGAAGAGGAACAGGAAGGCAAGGCCGAGAUUCAGCGUGCCCUGUCCAAGGCCAACACAGAGGUCACUGCCUGGCGUGCGAAGUAUGAGACUGACGCCAUCCAGCGCGCCGAGGAGCUGGAAGAUGCCAAGAGGAAGCUGGCUGCUCGUCUGCAGGAUGCUGAGGAACAGGUUGAGGCCGCCAAUGCCAAAUGCAGCUCUCUAGAGAAGGCCAAGAACAGGCUCGCCGGUGAGGUCGAGGACCUCAUGAUCGACGUUGAGCGGGCUAACGCCGCGGCAGCCCAGCUGGAAAAGAGGCAGCGUCUAAUUGACAAGCAGAUCGCCGAGUGGAAGACCAAGUGCGAAGACAUCACUAUCGAGCUGGAGACAUGUACUAAGGAAGCCCGUUCCUACGCCAACGAGUUGUACAAGCUGAAGGGACAAUACGAAGAGACUCUGGAGACCCUGGAAACACUGAAGAAGGAAAACAAGACUUUGCACGACGAAAUCCGUGAUCUGUCCGAUCAACUUGGCGAGGGCGGCAAGAACGUCCACGAGCUGGAAAAGGCCAAGAAGCGCCUGGAGGUAGAGAAGGAGGAACUGCAGACCGCCCUCGAGGAGGCAGAGGGCGCACUGGAAGUUGAGGAGGGCAAGGUUCUGCGUGUCCAGCUCGAGUUGUCUCAGCUCAAGGCUGACAUCGACCGCAGGCUGGCCGAGAAAGAUGAGGAGUUCGAGAACACUCGUAAGAACCACCAGAGGGCCUUGGAUGCAUUGCAGACUACCCUGGAUGUAGAAGUCAAGGGACGAAAUGAGGCCGUUAGGAAUAAGAAGAAGCUGGAGGCCGAUGUGAAUGAGGUUGAGGCUGCUCUGGAAAACGCCACCAAGGCCAACAACGAGGCCAGGAAGACCAUCAACAAGCUCCAGAACCAGAUCCAAGAAGUCCAAACUCAAAUUGACGACGAACAGAGGGGACGUGAAGAGGCCCGUGAGCAUCUUGCCAUGGCUGAGCGUCGUUCCAGUAUGCUCCAGGCUGAGCUCGAAGAGCUCCGCAAUGCCCUGGACCAGGCCGAAAGGGCCCGCAAAAUGGCAGAGUCAGAGCUUAUGGAGUCUUCCGACCGCGUUGGUGAGCUGUCUGCACAGAACUCCUCCCUGGCCGGCCAGAAGAGAAAGCUGGAGAGUGAGAUCCAGACCCUGCAGGCUGAGCUGGACGAGGUUAUGUCUGAGCACAGGCAGACCGAGGAGAAGGCAAAGAAGGCCAUUGCUGAUGCCUCCCGCAUCGCUGAAGACCUGCGUCAGGAGCAGGAACACACCGCUCACAUC
Molecule: messenger RNA, 5580 nt
Organism: Branchiostoma floridae (Florida lancelet)
Lineage: Eukaryota; Metazoa; Chordata; Leptocardii; Amphioxiformes; Branchiostomatidae
Product: myosin-7-like
Exons: 24
Cellular component (GO): myosin complex
Molecular function (GO): cytoskeletal motor activity; actin filament binding; ATP binding
Source: RefSeq, a predicted model, not a curated record